Taeniopygia guttata (zebra finch) is the source of this 6026-nucleotide messenger RNA. RefSeq names its product PNN interacting serine and arginine rich protein (gene PNISR). The record is from RefSeq and is a predicted model, not a curated record. Lineage: Eukaryota; Metazoa; Chordata; Aves; Passeriformes; Estrildidae.
UUUUUAAUGUUUGUUUUUCAUUUUUUUGUUUGGUUUUGUUUUUUGCCAAGAUACCUGACCUGAGAAUGGAGUGCAAAAGAGUUUGUUGUCUUCAAACCCUGGGGUACAAAGACUAUCUGUGUAGGAAUUCUCUAAGUAUGCAUGAUGGCCUGCUCUUUCAGCUUCCUUAUUUAGAUGAUAGCUAUUUCUUUGCUAAAUGCAAUGCCUUUUUGGAAUGCCUGCAAGACAAACCUUUAGUCACUGGAAAAACUUCUGCAGCUGUGUGUUAAGAGUUCAGUUUGCAAGUAAAACUUGUCAGGCCAUCUUGUGUCAUAUGUUGACCUGCUUUUCAGGAAUGAUAAGUAGCAUUAUCAGAAAGGUGAUGCAACAACAUCCCCUCAACAUCAGGAAGCUUUUGAUUAUUUGCUGUGCGCUCUGUAGGUUCCAGAAUCAUUAGUCUGCCUGUCUAUAGGGUUGAAUAAACCACACCACCAGACUGUGUCCUGAAGAUCAGGUCCAGACUGAUGUCUGAGGCAGGAGUUCCUAACCUUGAUCUUUUCAGCUCAUGAUAGAGCAGAAGGUGUGUGCCACUCUCCUUCUAGUGACAGCUUGAUUCCUAGGCUGUCGCCUGAUUUCUUGGAGUUGAGAUGGUCUAGCUUCUAACAAAUACUUGAUUUCAUAUUCUGAAGAUUACUUUUUUUCUCAUUUCGAAGAUAUUUUACUUUCAUUAAUUUCCAGGCAAGUCAUUGAGAAUCUCUGUAUCUGCUGCAGAAGCUGUUGAACUGUAAGGUAUUCUGCAUGGUUAGGAUGGUGUGUAACAUUGAUAUUGGGAAGAAUCAGAUUGUCAGAGUGAUGGGAGUUACUUAGAAGGAGCAAGAAAGAGUGUGCAAGAUGCAGUUAUCAGGGCAGCUUGUUAUGGUUAGUUGUCAUCCUGAUGCUUUUCUGGAGCCGAGCUCAUUUCUUCCUGGGUCUCUGUGCUUCUUGUCUUGGACUAGCUGCAUGAAUUAGAGCAAUUCAGUUUAUCCAUUAGCAGUAUUAAAUUUUGUUUAGGAACAGAUCUUGCUUAUUUUUCCAGGGGACCUUUCUUGAUAUUUUUUAUUUCUGCUGCAGCCAAUGUCAUAAGACAUUUAAGGAGGAUAGUAUCUCUUGGUGACAACCAGGCUUUGUCUUUUGACAUUUCCAGGACCGAGCCUUGCUCCGUAAGACUGCUCUUCUCUGGUUUUGAGAGGUCACAGAAUUCACAGAAUGACUAGGUUAGAAGAGACCUGAAAGACCUUAAAGGGCAGAACACAGUUAGCUCUGCACAAGUGCUGUUGAACUGGUAAUGGAUUUUAUGAGUUUAUAUUGUAAAACUGCCUAGGUAGGGUUAUCCAAGGAACCUGAGUGAGCCUGUUUGUGCUCACGUUCUGUUGGUGGCCUUGUCUAAAAGAUGGCCCCAUCUUUGUCAUCAAGGGCCUUCACUAAGCACUGUGCCAUUGGUGAAUUCUCAGGAAACCAUGCUCUCCUUGACAGGGUAUAUUCCUGUUGGUGUGGAAAUAGUAAUUUCAUUCAAGAUAGCUGUGUUUUUUGGGAAGUGCUUGGGAGAGUCUCCCAGAGUUAAAGAUGAGCUUGUGAAUUAUCACUCAAGACUGUUCAGUGUUGAAAUAUAGACUGUAUAAAGACUUAAAAGAUGUGGGAUCAAGGUGGACAACCUUGGCAGCAAUGGCCUUUGAACCAACAGCAGUGGAUGCAGUCAUUUCAGCACCAGCAAGAUCCAAGCCAGAUUGACUGGGCUGCAUUAGCUCAAGCAUGGAUUGCUCAGCGAGAAGCCUCAGGGCAACAGAAUGUAGUGGAACAACAAGGAAUGAUGCCAAACGGACAGGACAUUUCAGGAAUAGAAUCUGGUCCAAACAACCAUAAUAAUUUUCAGGGGGAUCCCAAUUUCAACAGAAUGUGGCAGCCAGAAUGGGGAAUGCCUCACCAACCCCCUCACCCACCUCCAGAUCAGCAGUGGAUGACUCCAACCCCAGGUCAAAUGGAAAUUGUUCCUCCGUCGGAAGACAGCAACAGUCAGGACAGUGGGGAAUUUACUCCUGACAACAGGCAUAUGUUUAACCAGAACAAUCACAACUUUGGGGGACCUCCUGAUAACUUUGCAAUGGGGCCAGUGAACCAGUUUGACUAUCAGCAUGGGGCUGCUUUUGGUCCACCUCAAGGUGGAUUUCACCCACCUUAUUGGCAGCCAGGACCACCAGGGCCACCAGGUCCUCCAGCACCUCCCGCACCUACUCAGAAUCGAAGGGAAAGACCCUCAUUCAGAGAUCGACAGCGUUCACCUAUUGCGAUGCCUGUGAAGCAGGAGCCUCCCCAGAUUGAUGCUGUGAAGCGUAGAACUCUGCCUGCCUGGAUUCGUGAGGGCCUGGAAAAGAUGGAAAGAGAAAAACAGAAAAAAUUGGAGAAAGAGAGAAUGGAGCAGCAGCGUUCACAGAUGUCUAAAAAAGAGAAAAAGGAAAGUGAGGAGGCGGAAGAAGGGGAUGGCCCACGGUUACCUCAGAGAAGUAAAUUUGACAGUGAUGAGGAAGAUGAAGAUGCUGAAAACACAGAAGCUGUAAGUGUUGGGAAAAUCAGCAGGAGUCCAUCCCCAGCUCCUCAAGAGGAGCAAAGUGAACCAGAAAUGACAGAAGAAGAAAAGGAGUAUCAAAUGAUGAUGCUGACAAAAAUGCUGCUGACAGAGAUUCUCUUAGAUGUCACAAAUGAAGAAAUCUAUUACGUGGCCAAAGAUGUUCACCGUAAAGCAACUAAAGCUCCUGCAAAACAGCUGGCACAGUCCAGUGCACUGGCUUCCCUCACUGGACUCGGUGGACUGGGUGGUUAUGGAUCAGGAGACAGUGAAGAUGAGAGGAGUGACAGAGGCUCUGAAUCAUCUGAUACUGAUGAUGAGGAAUUACGACACAGAAUAAGGCAAAAACAGGAAGCGUUUUGGAGGAAAGAGAGAGAACAACAACUACUACUAGAAAAACAGCUAGAAGAAGAAAAGCUACAAAAUGAAAAAGUUUCAAAAGAGAUGAAUGAAUUUAUCAACAAAGAACAGAAUAGUAUCUUAGCAUCACAGGAGGCAAAAGAAAUUGAAGCAGAUAUGGUUCAUGAAAAGAAGAGAUCUCCAAAUGCAAUCACACCUGAUGUAGAACUCAAGAAAGAGGGUAAAGAGAGGACAGGAAGGAGUGGGUCAAGAAGCUCUAGCAGUGGUAGCAGCAGCAGCAAUAGCAGGAGCAGCAGCAGCAGCAGCACAGUAUCCAGUUCAUCAUAUAGCACUAGCUCAGGUAGUAGUCGCAGCACUUCACGUUCUUCCUCUCCCAAAAGGAAGAAGAGACACAGCCGCAGUAGGACACCAUCACAUAAAGUUAGGCGCAGUAGAAGCAGGAGUUACUCCCACAGAAACAGGAGAGAGAGGAGUAGGAGCAGGGAGAAAAUAAGGGAAAGGAGAAGAUCUAGUAGAAAUCACAGUGCUGAAAGGGGGGAGAGGCGGAGAAAUCGGAGUCCUUCAAGAGAGAGAAGUUGGGAUAGACGUAGAAGCGGCAGCCGCUCAAGAGACCGGCGAGCCAACCGUGCAAGCCGCAGCAGGAGCAGAGACAGACGUAAAGCUGAAGACCAGCGUAGAAGCCCUACUGGAAAUAGGCACAAACAUAAAAGUGAGGGUAAAGAUCAAGAAAGGAAAAAGGAGCAGGGUGGAGGUGUAGAUAAAGACAAAAAAAAGAACAGAGAAAGGGAGAGAGAUCAGGAAAAAAGAAAAGAUAAGCCCAAAAAAGAGGAAAAAGAAAGUAAGACUGGCAAUCAUGAUGACAGUAGAUUAAAAAGAAAAAGAGACAGUGAAAGAACUUUCUCUCGCAGUGAUUCAAUAUGUGUGAAAAUAAUAAGACAGGAUUCCAAACAAGAAAGUAAAAAAAUUACUACCAAAGAUAGCAAAAAACGAUCAGGCUCUGAAUCUAGUGCAAGGAGUAGUUCUGAAUCUCCAGGAAGCAGUAAAGAAAAGAAGGCUAAGAAAUCAAAGCAUAUUCGGUCAUGCUCCAUGGAGAAAUCUCAAAGGUCUGGUAAGAAGGCAAGCCGCAAACACAAGUCUAAGUCACGAUCAAGAUCAACAACUCCUCUUCGUCGUAAACGCUGAGGAAUUUAUGGCACCAGUGCUAUGAUGUUUAAAAAUUCCAUGAGUUAUAAAAGGCUUGUCUCAUUAUAGAGGCACAUUGUGGCUAUGUAGGUGAAACCAGAAUCCUUUUUUUUAUUUGUAAAUAGGUGUAUUUUUUCCAAAUGCUGCUCAGAAUAAUAGGAUUUCUUUGUAUUACAUUUUUUCAAGAACGGUAGUGCUUAUUAAGACUAUAAAACAGGCCAUUCUCUUUCAGCUGUAAUGUUCUUAAAAUUACUAUUGAAUGUACUGUGAUGUCAAUAAAGCUCUUUAGUUCAUUUUUUGUUUAAAAUUCUUGCACCUGAAUUUUGUGGUAAAUGGUAGAAAGUACUUAAAAAAAAAAAGAAAAAAGGCAGCUUUUUUGGUAUAACAGAUUUUUAAAGUACUUGAAAAAGAUUUAACGUAAAACACUUGUAAUCCAUGGACAUGAUAAGAUUACUUUAUUAAGAUUACUUUAUUGGGGUGUGGAAGAACAGAGAAAAGACAUCUUAUUUUUCUUUAGAUAUGUGUAAUAGAUUUUUUAAUAAUCCUUUUUUUGGUCUAGCUGGUACUAUAUGCUGUGUAUGUAAAAUAUGGGUCACUGUAAUACAAGCUAUACUUAAACAGACUGAACCCCAUUAGGAAUAUGUGCAAUUAACUGAUCUCUUGUGGCAGUGUUAAGCUCUGGAACUAUAUUCCUCACCCAGUUUUCAGAGAGAUCUUUGGAUGUUCAGGGAUAUUACACACAUCUCAGAAUUUUCUAUGUUUUUAUGGAGCAUGUUUAUAAACAUCAUUCAGUACACACUGAAAAACUGACAAUAGGUUACCUUUACAUUUUGGCACAUGCAUUAAAUGUGUACUGAAUGUUAAAGGUAGGUCCUUAGUGUCUCAAGAAUUAUGACUCAUGUAAAGCUGAAACACUGAUGUAUCAGCAAUACCACUAAAUUUUUGAUUUUAAUAUUACCAUAAAGUGAAAGAGGUCACUGAUUACCUGGUUAAGGAAAUUGACUAUUGCUGUUAGAAACAAGAGUGUGAAAUAAUAUAAGCUAAAAAACAAAACAACAAUACCCAACUCUAGGCCAAUGACUUACAGAAGAACAUAAAUUCAUGGAGAGAUCUGUGAAAAAGGUAAAAGGCUUAAAAUCGAAGUAAGUUCUCUUUGAUUGGCUCUAUCUUCUACGAAAAAAUGGUACUAGUACAGGCAACUUGGAAAGCAUGUCUUCAUGAACAGAUAAAUCCACUUAGCAAAGUCAAAAUUCAGCUAUGCAGCUUUUUUCUACUGUAAUUUUUUCAUUAAUAAUAUGCAGAAAUAAACUGCUUCAGGGCAAAGAAAUACAUUUUAACUAUGUGUUUAAUAAACAAGCUAAUUGCUAGUGAAUAUGUGCAUGUUUAUCAAAACACUGUUACAGAUAAAUAAUCAGCUGUAAAUUGUAACACUCCCCCCAAUUAUAUCUUUCACAUAGAGUAAGCAGUCAUAUUUAUUAGCAAACUAAGGCAUAAUUUACAUCACACAACUUUACUUGCAUUGGUAGGAAUAUAAAUAAUGAUGUGUUGAUCCAAUCUCACUACACUCUUUGCUCUGGGUAAGAGUGAGGAAUAUUUUGAAAGUAGGUAGCAUAACAGUUCAGCUGUCCUAGAAGGAUGUCUUGUGAGAGACAGAAAGAAAUUAGAACUAAGCUUAAGAAAAGCUGUUGAGGAAUACAGUUUCCAGGAUGCAUUGAAUUUGAUUUUCAGUUCAGAUUUUAUAUUCUCUGUCUAAUAAUAAAAAAAGAUUGUGUAUGAAAAGCUUUAUAUACUCUGCCAACAACUGGAAUUCUGUCACUUCCUGUAAAUAUGAAAAUUAUUUUUUGACACAUAUGCACUUCUAUGGGUAGUGACUGUAUGCCAAUAAAAAGAGCAUACGAUCUCUGUA